Protopolystoma xenopodis is the source of this 390-nucleotide messenger RNA. NCBI's taxonomy places the organism in Eukaryota, Metazoa, Platyhelminthes, Monogenea, Polystomatidea, Polystomatidae. The record is from the annotation of a GenBank genome assembly.
GCUCCACACCCACAUUUACUCUUCGCCCAUCUUGGGCCAAUCAUCCGAUCAGCCCCGCCCGCAGAAGAGAAUGCCAGACUGACCAAGAAAGUGGUAGACUGGAGCCCCGCGCAGAACUUCUUGGCCUUAAACUGCCUCUGGAAAGCACCAGUUCGUGGAAUAGAAGAAGCGCUGAAGGAACUUGACCGUCGACGACUGAAGCAAUCGCAGACGAGGCCAGCGACUGGCUCAUGUGAAAAACGAUGCCAGCGACUGGCUCAUGUGAAAAGUGACAGACGAAGGCGAGAAUGUGAACAUGCAACUGCUCUUGACGCCCUCGUGACUUAUAAGACGGACAAACGGCUCGGCUUGACGACACUCUCCAACGACCACAUGCACCAGCAAGAAUGA